Vanrija pseudolonga is the source of this 3432-nucleotide messenger RNA. RefSeq names its product mRNA 3'-end-processing protein RNA14 (gene RNA14). Gene Ontology annotation, molecular function: protein binding; mRNA binding. Gene Ontology annotation, biological process: mRNA 3'-end processing. The transcript is spliced from 3 exons. NCBI's taxonomy places the organism in Eukaryota, Fungi, Basidiomycota, Tremellomycetes, Trichosporonales, Trichosporonaceae. The record is from RefSeq and is a predicted model, not a curated record. Bases 161 to 3361 code for a protein of 1066 amino acids. Gene Ontology annotation, cellular component: nucleus.
CGCCCUUUCCAACCCCCGCCCCACCCGACAAAGUGGAUGGAUAACUGCUCACAUCUCUACCACCCAUCCACAGAGCACACCGCCCAACCUCUACUGCUGCAUCCCCCACCCACGACGACAGAGCUUGCCCCGUCCCUUGCCUCCUUCUCGACGACCAAUAAUGGCAGAGCCUGCCGCCGUGCUGCACAAUGAGGGGGAGGAGCUAGUUGAUUCUUCUUCCGCCGCCGCGUCCGCUGGCGCUGCUGACGUUGCCGCUACUGCUGCUGCUGCUGCACCUGAGCAUGUGGGAGAGAAUGAGGAGCACGAGCAGCCAGUGUACGACCCGUCUGUGUCGCAGGACGCACCAGCCUAUGACCCCUCGGUGCCCCAGACGGAGCAGACCCACUACGAUCCUUCAGAGCCCCAGUCGCACUACGACCCAUCACAGCCCCAAGAAGGCAGCUACGACCCAUCAGAACCCCAGGACGCCGCUGUGCCCGAGGAGGAAGAACCGAUGGGGUACGACCCGUCCAUGCCGACUGACCCGACCGAGGCGGCGGCAGCUGCCAAAGCCGCGGCCGCUGCAAAGGCCGAGGCAGCUGCCAGGGCCGAGGCCGAGACUAGCGACCAGCCCGAGAUCGGCGCGUACGACCCCUCAGUCCCACAAGGAUACGACCCAUCAGUCCCGCAAGGAUACGACCCGUCCGUUCCGACUGAUCCGGAGGAGGCGGCCGUGGUUGUCGCUGCGAGUGCGGCGGCCGCUGCUGAGGCGGCCGCACCAGACUCGGCAUUAGAGGCCUCGGCCGAUGCGGCAGAGGCAGUCGAGGAGGCCGUCGCGAUCCCCGGUACCGACAUUAUCCUGCCCGCCGACGCUGUCCCGGAUGGAAUCGUCGUCGACCCCACGCCACCAGAGCACCACCACCUGCCCACUAAUGGCCACGCCGAGAUCCCAGACGCCGAGCUCAAGGCCGAGCUGCCCGAGCACCUGUCGUCGUCGUCGCCCAGUGUCGUGGCAAACCCAGGCCUUGUGCUCCACUACAGACAAGACCCUGACGACUCGUCGCUCGCCCUGGCGCUGUUCAACUGGGCAGUGCAGAACACUGAGAUUGCCGAUGCGCGCGCGUGGUACGAGGUGCUCGCUGUGGACAACCCGACUGCCGCGCAGCCGCUCCUUGCCCUCAUCAACCUCGAGCUCGCGCUGUCCAACUUUACUCAGGUCGAGGAGCUCUUCGGUCGCGCGCUCCGCAGCUCGACAACUCUGAUGGCCGCCGCCGAUGUCAACAUCUGGAAGGCCUACCUGCACUACAUCCGCCGCCAGAACCCCAGCGACGGCUCUGAAGGCGAGAAGGCCCGCGAGACGGUCGUCCAGGCUUACGAGUUUGCCCUCAAGGAGUGCGGCAUUGACCGCGAGUCGGGCGAAAUCUGGCAGGAGUACAUCCAGUACCUUGGCGAAUCAAAGACCAAGAACCCAUGGGAGAUCCAGCAGAACAUUGACAACCUCCGCAAGGUGUACCACCGUGCGGUGGCCAUCCCGCUCAACAAUGUGGAGUCGUUGUGGAAGGCGUACGAUGCGUUCGAGAGUGCGCAGAACAAGCAGACGGCAAAGACGUUCCUGGCCAACAGGUCUCCAGCGUACAUGACAGCCCGUAAGGCGCUGCGCGAGCUCAGCCGGAUUACCGACACCAUCCCUCGACCCAUCCUCCCGCCUCACCCCGACUUUUCACAAGACGACCGCCGCGUCGUCCAGGCAUGGCGCGACUACCUCAAGUAUGAGGAGGGCAACCCGCUCGCGAGCGAUGACCCAAAUCUCGUCGUCCUGCGCGUGAGCUACGCGCUCAAGAAGUGCAUGGCUCAGAUGCGCCACUUUGCCGACCUGUGGCACUACGCCGCAACGUACCACUUUGCUGCGGAUCGCGAUGACGAGGGACUCGCAUUCCUCAAGGCCGGCGUUGCUGCCGUCCCCAAGAGCUUCCUGCUCACGUUUGCGCUCGCCGAGAGGGAGGAGGACAACAGGAAUUACGCCGACUGCCACAAGAUCUUUGACCAGCUGAUUGGCCGCGUCAACGUCGAGAUUGACGACUUGACAAAACAAGUCGAGCGCGAGGUCGAGAUUGCGCGUGGCCCCGAGGUCCCUAUUACGGCACAGCACGACCUCGAGAUUGACGGCGAGGAGAGCGACGUGGCCCGCUUGGUGCGUGAGCGCGAAGAGCGCGGCAAGGCCGUCGCCCAGCGCCGGAAGCACGACGUCGACGCGGCCAAGACGGCCGCCGGCAUCGCAUGGGUCAUGUACAUGCGCUUUGCGCGCCGUGCCGAGGGCCUCAAGGCGGCCCGCGGCGUGUUUGGCAAGGCACGCAAGUCGCCCUAUGUCACCUGGCACAUCUUUGAGGCGUCGGCACUCAUGGAGUACUACUCGAACAAGGACUCGGCCGCGCUCGCCGUCCGCAUCUUGGAGCUUGGCCUCAAGAACUUUUCCGAGGACGUCGACUUUGUCAUCAAGUACCUCCAGUUCCUGCUGUCCAUCAAUGACGACACGAACGCGCGGGCACUGUUUGAGCGCUCGGCACUCAAGAUCCCUGCUGACAGCGCACGGCCGCUGUGGGACAUGUGGUCCAAGUUUGAGUACAUGUAUGGCGACCUGACGGCUGUGCACAAGCUCGAGGCCCGCUGGGCCGAAACGUUCCCCAAGGACGUGCCGCUCAAGCGCUUCGCGCAGCGGUACACGUACGACGGGGUUGAUGAGAUUGCUCUGCGUGACCUCGGUGCCGGUCGCCGUGCGCCACCACAAGGGCCCAAGGCGGCUCCUGCUACUGCUCCUAUCGCCGCGGCCCCUCCAACCGGACCUUCAGCCGCCAUGCCACCUUUCCCUCCCAACCGGGGCCGCGUGGCGUCUCCACCUCCCAGGCAACCGCCACCCCACCUGCCAGUCACCAAGCGUGACAGGUCGCCACCCCGCUCCCCAGGCCGUCUGGACGGCUUCAAGCGUCAGCGUGGAGCGUCGCCACCACGAGUGGUGUCGGGUGGGCGCUUCUCCCCGGCGCCGCCGCGCGACAGGUCGCCUGUCCCGCCACCACGGUAUGGUCCAGGCGCUGUCGCCGCCCGUGCGCCCGUGCCCCCUCCGGCGCCGGCGGCGACCGUGCCCGCCUAUGCUCAGUUUGACCGCACUGGCCUGCCCAAGCCCGUGUCGUGGUUCAUUGGCCAGCUGCCGCCUGCGUGCGUGUUCGACGGGCCGACCUUCCGCGCCGACGACAUCAUGGGUGUGUUUGAGAGCGUUUCGCCAAAUCUUGCGGGGACCCACGCGCCGCCACCACCCCAGCCUGCGUAUGGUCGCGGCCCACCUGCACGUGCCCCGCCACGGGCGUAUGGGCCUGGACGCCGAUACUAGGGGAGAUGUGUAGAGUUUUAGUGUCGUGCCGCGACUGCAGACGUGUGUGUCUGCCUCAUUAUGCAUUGUGU